Molecule: messenger RNA, 1060 nt
Organism: Cicer arietinum (chickpea)
Lineage: Eukaryota; Viridiplantae; Streptophyta; Magnoliopsida; Fabales; Fabaceae
Product: ethylene-responsive transcription factor ERF017-like
Biological process (GO): regulation of DNA-templated transcription
Molecular function (GO): DNA-binding transcription factor activity; DNA binding
Source: RefSeq, a predicted model, not a curated record
ACCGUAACAAACGCAGCCAAAACAGCAUACGACAUAUAUUCCUCUUAUAAAAACACAUCUUUUUGUGUUUCGAUUAUAACAAUAAAAGUACACAACCGUACUAAAAAAUAUUCACUUAUAUUUGUACAGUGACAUUUUAUCUUGAGAUAAAUAAGUUUGUAAAAAAUGGUGAAAAUGAAUGUUGAAAAAACUGCCGAGGAAAGAAGUGAUUCGUUGUACAGAGGAGUAAGGAAGAGGAAGUGGGGAAAAUGGGUGUCGGAAAUCAGACUACCAAACAGCCGCCAAAGAAUAUGGUUAGGUUCUUAUGAUUCUGCUGUUAAAGCCGCGCGUGCAUUUGACGCGGCUAUGUUUUGCUUACGUGGCAGUGGCGCUAAGUUUAAUUUCCCUGAUGAUCCGCCGGAUAUUGCGGGAGGGAGGUCUAUGACACCUUCUCAGAUUCAAGCUGCUGCUGCCCGUUUUGCCAAUUCGGAGCAUCCGAAAGAGUAUUCUGGUCGACCCGAUAAUAAUGCCAUGGAGUCUUCGUGUUCGUCGGAAGUUACUGCAUUGUUGCCUAUGGAAUCGCCGUCUCCGGCUUUAUCCGAUGCGACGGUUCAGAUGGACGGUGAAUUUGCGCAAACCGGGUUAUUUUCGGAGUUGUUUUCGGUUAAUGGGUCGGGUAUUUGUGGACCCGAUUACUCUAAUUUUAUGGGUUUUGAUGAUUUUGGCGGCGAUUUCUAUGUGCCGGAGCUUCCAAAUUAUGAUUAUGGAGAAGAGAAUAUGGAUGGGUUGAUAAUUAACGAUUCCUUCUUGUGGAAUUUCGGAGAAUGAAGGAAUUAUAUAUAAACGGGUCGGGUUACGGAUAGUUUUAUUAUAUCCGAAACUAAUUCCGGAUCAAUGAUUCGGGUUUGGGUUGGUCAAUUUUUUAGGACUAUGCCCUCUCUAAUUUAGUAUUGGUAAUAAUUUUUUAUUUAGCCAUUAUUACGUUUUUUUUAUUUUUUGUGGAUAGGAAUCGUGAAUCACUUGUAAAGUUAUAAGCUUUUGUAACGUUUUGUCAUUCAUUAAAUCAAAGUGGUUCUAAAUA